AUGGCGACACCGCAAGAUCGGGCGUCGAUUUCGAUACCUGACGAAUACACAAUGUACGAGAAAGAGCCAGGAAGCUUCGAAAAAUUUCUCAUCGGCGAUACCGGAGAAGGAGACCAGAGGAGAAUACUUCUCUUUGGACGUGAAGCCGUAGGCGAUUGGAUUGGCUACUCGCGCAAAGCUUACGUAGACGGGACCUUUUCUUUAUCGCCUCCGUGUUUUUACCAAAUUGUUGCAAUCCUCGCAGAGCGGAACAACUUCGUAAUACCUGUAUGUUACGCGCUUUUACCGGACAAAAGCCAAGCGACUUACGCGCGCAUGAUCGGACUGAUUUGUCAAGCAUGGCCAUCGUUCAAUCCUGCUGUCAUUUCCACGGAUUAUGAAAAGGGUCUCAUCAACUCGUUCAUCGCCGCGUUCCCUGAGGCCCAGAUUCACGGCUGUCUGUUCCAUCUCGUUCAGAAUUUGAAAAAAAACUCGGGGAUCUCAAUUUGCUUGGCAGUUCACAUCGACAAUGCUAUUGCGGAGCUUGCCAUCGCACUUCCUCAGGAGCUGAUGCCCGCCUUGAAGUACUUCGAAGAUAAUUACGUGGGUUCUUUGCUUCACAUACUUCCCGAUGGGUCCAUUGUCAGGCGGGAUCCCCUCUUCUCAUCCAGUAUUUGGUCUGUAUACUGGCGUACAUUGGAGGGUGAUUCUAGAACCAACAAUUAUGCUGAAGCAGCGCACAGGAGGCUCCAAACCGAAUUCGGAGUUAGCCACCCGAAUUUAUGGCGCUUCAUCGAUGGUUUGAAGAAAGUACAGCACCACCGAGAUAUGCUCUUAGCUCGAUUUGAGAGUGGUGCUCAACCGCCAGCGAAGCGUAAGAAGUAUGCCAACAUCGAUAAGAAAUUGUUCGAGUUAGUGAACAAUUUUAAUUCCUACACUGUCGUUGAGUAUCUGAGAGGGUGUGCUUCAAAUUUCACUAUGGAACCAUAA
This is a messenger RNA of Galendromus occidentalis (western predatory mite), 969 nucleotides long. RefSeq lists its product as uncharacterized. The record is from RefSeq and is a predicted model, not a curated record. Bases 1 to 969 code for a protein of 322 amino acids. NCBI's taxonomy places the organism in Eukaryota, Metazoa, Arthropoda, Arachnida, Mesostigmata, Phytoseiidae. The transcript has 3 exons.